Molecule: messenger RNA, 6203 nt
Organism: Porites lobata
Lineage: Eukaryota; Metazoa; Cnidaria; Anthozoa; Scleractinia; Poritidae
Source: the annotation of a GenBank genome assembly
GAUGGGAGGCGCACGAUACAUCAUGAACAAAGCGUGUGCCGUGACGAAUGCGACACAUUCUUCAGAGUUUGUCUAAACAAGCAAAACACGCAACAUGAUUCGUCGACUAGUCCUUGCAUGUACGGCGAGUUUACAACCGUCGUUCUAAGAAGAAGUUCGUUCUCUUUCACGAAGACUUCAUCGCCGAAUAAUGGAUUUCGCAAUCCGAUUUCUAUUCACCUCUCAAGCUUGUGGAGGGUAUGUCUAUGCCGUCUGUCCUUAGUUUAGAACCGUUCAGCCGGUGGUACGCAGCUCAAUUUUAGAGAAUGGCUCUUUUUCUUUGGUUAUUAGAAUAAUCUGGCACUUUGCCUUCCCGUUUAUAAGUUAAUUACCCAAUUGAGUCCUAUGAACGAUUUGUUUUAAACAUGGUCAGGGUUUCGGUGAAGGCCUCGGCGCCACACCUCUACCCGAUAGUCUCUUGAGUGCCCCCCCGCCCCUCCGCGAGAUAACUUAACGAACGCUAUUAAAAUUGUUUAUUGCAGGCUGCGUAUUCCUUAGUUUUGGAGGCAAGGGACGCAGACAAUUCGAGUAAGUUUUUGCCCGAAGGUUUCCAGUGGCUUGUUUGGCGCCUAGCUGGUAUUCACAGGCCGUCUGAAUGUUUAUGUUUAUGAAGCACUAACUAUUGUUCUCUACGCGGAAUAACUUAAUUUUGUCUAUGUUCAAUGUAAAUUUCUUGGAAACAAGGCAAGGAAUAUAAAUUGAACAUUAUAUCUUUAAUAACUUUCUCUAUAAUGUUUAGUGCAAAGGCAAUCAACAUUUAUUGAAUAUUAAGAGGCAAUUACUAGUAAGUUAUGAACAUAUAUUAUUGGCAUAAAAAUACGGUAUCCACCUUAUGAAGUUUCGUCAGGCAAAACAGUCCUUUCCGCCUCACAGCACUUUGACAUCCUUUCAAACAAUCUAUUUAUUUCGUUAUUUAAUCAUAAUUUUUAUUUGUUAUUCACAUAUUAGGUAACAGUGAAUUAAUCGACAGAGUUGUACAGAGAGGGACAUUACUUUCAAACUACGAAUGGGAAUCGCACGCAUAUAAUAGUUCUGUUGUCACCAUCAGCUACAAGAUCAGAGUGAUCUGUGAUGCUGACUAUUAUGGAAAUCGUUGUAAAAAAUUCUGUCGGGCCCGAAACGACAACUCUGGGCAUUACACAUGCGAUAAGAAUGGAAAUAAAGUAUGCUUAUCUGGUUGGAGAGGAGAUCGCUGCGAUACAGGUAUUAAAGUUUCAGCUUUAUGGUUGUAUGCCAUCUUCUAUAAAUAUAUUUAUAGCAAGUACCCUGCGGGCAGUGCCUGCCUUUGUCUUGUUGAGUGAGGAGGACAAAAUGACAUUUUUUGAGUGGUCGCCGCCCUGAAGCCUAUUUCCCUUUCGCACACGGUCUUUGCCAUGCCACCAUCGGUAACCAAGCCUUUAGUCAUGAUAGAUGUAAUUUAGUAUUUACCAAAUCAGUGAAUAGCGAUUUCCGCGCGUUUUGAUUGGCUCCCGUAACUCGGACUAUCCCUGGCUAUUCUCUGUUUUGCGACCGGAGCCAAGAUGGCGUCCAGUUUCGAGACAUUUCGGAAGACGGAAUUUGUGCGAUAAAUGAAGGAGUCGUACAAACAAAUACCAAGAAAGCGACAGACUUUGGCUUGUCGGUGUUCAUUGGUAGGUAGAAAAUUAUUUUCAUGCUGAAUUUGCAACAAAAUCGUAAUAUAUAGAUUUAGCCAGGGCUAAAAGGGUAGGUCCAGAAUAAUUUAAUGUAUAAUUUAAAUCAAACAAUAAACUUGUUUUCUCAGUCCACAAAUCAGUUGGAUGCUUUUCUCGAAUGGCUGGUUUACCAAAUUUUCUUAGCUACUACGGGGCUCCGCUCGCGCGCGCGAAGAUCUCCGCUAAAAUGCACUUGACAAAUCCCUGAAAUGUUUGUAAAUUGUAAACAAAGUUCCUACUAAGUGACGUUUUUAAUUUACAAAAAGUUCCUUUUUUUCAGUUUCAACUGAUUUGGUAAAUACUAAAACAACUAUCCCCCUCAGGGUCGGUGAACAGCGCUAGAUAUAUACCUCGACGGUUCGCGCCUCGGUAUAAUACCACCCACCACUAUUCACCUUCCCCUCGGGGGAUACUUUUAUAAUAUUCCCUGGGUUAAGUUACAAUAUAUAAGGCAAAUAAUACGUUUUUGAAUAGUCCUAGAAAGAACGACCUUGAAGCCUAAGGUGGAUUUACUUUAAUAGUUAGGAAAAUUGAAGGAUCACCUGUUAAUGAUGUAUCAGUUAAGAAAACUGUCUGUUAGUUUAGGUACAAAAAUUUUCCGUUUUCCGGAAUUUUGGCCGGUCGGUGUGGUAGUGUAGUAGUAAGAGAGAGGGUAAUCUCCCUAGCAGCCGUUUUUAACGUCGUCACGCAACGCUCCUCGCGUGACGACACGAAAACCGGCUGCGAGGGAGACUAAGAGAGAGGUAAGGAUACGAAAGGUACGAGAUCGACCCUGCGUUGUGAUCAUAGAAACACUCUCAAUAACAGGUCAAAAAUUAAGUUCUUAAAUAGGUCCUUAUUUUCUAAAGAAAAAAGUAUGGUUUAUUAGCUAUGAGUAUUUAGUGGUAUUCAGCUUAUUCCUCAAUAUAUAAAAUGUGCAUACUACAUAUAUUUAGUGUUUAUGUAAAAAUGACCAUGAGAAAAAGAACUGAAGCACUGACCUCGUGAAUUUUGAAGUGCUUUUGCCCGAGUGUUCAGAAUUGUUUUAAUGUAUAUUUUAAAAAAUAAGAACCUGUUUUUAAUUUUAGGCUAAACAGGUUCUUGUUUAGAGGGGGCCUUAAUGGCAAAUUUUAGCCUACCAGGUUCUUAAAAACCAGGCUCUUACUCGCGGAUUUGUACUGUACACAAUCUUGUUUCCUCUCAUACAACUUUGUUUUCCAAACGUUUUAGUAUCCAACCGCAUAGCUGUUAGACCUGAGUUGGAGUAUUCCAGCAACAAGUAGCACAUUUUCAACAAAGAUCUUAUUCAAUUCAUGCAGGGUCUUUCUCGAAUACGCCAAAAUUGAGAAAGUAAAAGACAGGCUCUCUUGCAGGGUAUCUUACAAGUUGAACGUCCUUGAUUCUGCGAUCCGAUCCUUUUCUUUUUUCAUUGGUAUGGAGUUUCUUUUAAUAACUUGUGAUGAUCAUAACAAGUUGAACAAACUCCAGAAGAAAAAAGAGUCGAUCGUUUUGUGCUGCUGAAAAGCAAAGGAGGCCAGUUGCUAAAUACAACCCAACCCGAUAUAAUAAUGACCGCAGCAGGAUUAGCUCAGUCGGUAGAGCGGUUGACAGCUACCAGAGCGGGAGGUUGCGUGUUCAAUUCCCGAGGCCGGACCAAUACUCAGAAUCUCAAAAUAACUGAAGGUACCGGCUUCCCUUGCCCCCUAAGACCUUUUGCGCCGCUCGGAUGAGCACGGGAAAUGGCGGUCCCGUCUUCAGUAGCUAGGAGACGUAACAACAGUGUCCACAAUUAGUACUUUAGUACUACAUAUGUUGAUACUCAAAUAGAGUGCAUUUUUUCCAAUUGAUAAUUUAGAUUAGAUACUCUGAUUUACUGACCUUUCAAGUCACUAUAAAAAUUCCUUCCCAUAUAGGAGAUCCACCCACAUUUUCUGAUCCAGAUACCUUAAAAAGAGCUUUCAAAGCAUGGCCAGCAAGUCACUCAGUCAUGUUAACGUGUAAGGCAAUGGGAGCAGCACCUCUUAAAUACACCUGGCUUAAAGACGGGAAGAUUUUAAGAGGGAGAAGGUUGGACCCAUACCUGAACACUUCAAUUUGGUACUUGAAACUAAUAGACCUAAUACCUGGAGACGCUGGGAAGUACACUUGUAUAGUGUCCAAUCCAUAUGGCAGUAUAAACCAUACAUACUCGGUCAGGGUUCUGGGUGAGUACAUGAGACAGUGAGGAGAGGAUGGUCUAAUCUUUAUCUAGUUUUCUUAUUUUCUUGGAAUCAUUUCAUGUAGGCCGCAUAGGGCUAACUCUCGUCAUCUUUCUAAUAGCUAAACCACAAACAAGACCCAUUUUGCGGAAAGAUCUUCCAAGGAACGAAAGUGCACAGGUUGGAGAAAGUGUAACGAUGAAAUGCCUUGUGGUUGUAAGUGGGACACUUCCGGAUUUUAGAUGGCUGAAAUGGGACAAGUCUAUCACAUUUGUGUCAAACAUGGAGGAUAACUUGGAAGAUGGAGCAUUUCAGGUGAUAGAUCUAAAGUAUUACAGGACUAUCCAACGAGAUGACAGUUAUGAAUCCGAGUUGAAAAUUAGUAAUGUGACAGAAGAAGAUUUUGGACUUUACACCUGUUACGCGAGCAAUCAAUUCGGAGCAGAAUACAACAGCGCAUUCCUUAGCAGAUAUGUGAGACCCACAAGAGCGUUGCCAAGUGACAGAGGUAAGGCCAUUAAAGGGGCCAUGUCAGACUAUUUGCUGUCUUUUUUAGAAGCAAAUCGUUUCUCGCAUCAAUUGAAUUUCAAAAAAAAUGGUCUAGUUUUGUUAUUUACGACCAUAUUUAGCCAUCGAAACUGUUUCCUGUCGUCUGUUGCAACGGAUGGAAAGGAUGGACAUGGAUUAAUACUUUAAAAAUUUGGGCCAACCUCUUCAAGUUUGAUGCAAUGCCUGCAAAAAAUCACCAAUUAUUAAAACAAUUAUGGUGGUUAGUGCUUCUUUACGAAAAUUGUUCGAUAUCUUCUUUGCAGUUGUACGGAUCAUUUGUGUAUGGUUAUCCCUUUUGUGACUGCCAGAGAGUAGCGAAAAAACUGCAUUUCUUACCACUUCCUAAUGUUUCAACUGGUUUUCGGCCAAAAUAAACAUGGGAAUGGCUAAAAUGGGUUUUGCAACAAAAAGAGCAUAUUUUCCCACUAAUCGGAUUUAAUUUUAAUUAACUUUAAUUAACUUUAAUUUUAAUUAAAUUAAGAAAAAAAAUAGCUGCUUAAAAGCAGCUAUUUUUCUUUUCUCGCUCUCUUUUUUUCCUUUGUCUAGUUUUCUUAAUAAGCAGCUGUUUUGUGGCUCACUCUAUCGUCUUUCUUUCGCAUGGAAUUGUGGCUAGCUAACUCUUUAGGAAGGGGGCAAAUUUAAUCUUCAAAGAGUAGUAGCAAGGUAAAAGCAGUGGAUUUUCCCCAAAAUCUUACUUUUUUUGUGAGUGUAACAUUGUAUAGUAAGGAUUGGUCAGAAUAUCCAAAACGAGGUAUCGGUGGAAAUGUAUAUCUUUGCUCACAUUGUUGCUUGGCAACUUAUUAGCUUAAACUGAACGCUAAAUGGGUCCAGGAAGGAGCAUAUGCAUCGUUUCAUAUGGAACGAAAACGACCAAAGCAGUCGUCAAAGUGUUAAAGGAACUAAGAAAUUACCAAACAAAUUUCAUAAGAACGAAACAAUUUUUUUUUCCAGUCUUGCUAACAAAUCACCAGUACUUCCUCCUCCUUGGGCGGUGGUUUGUUAUCGUGAAUACCUCACCUCACCAGAGAAACAUCUGCUAUGGCUUUGAGUAGAAUCUAAACUGGAUAUGCCGUUUAAAAGCUCUUACAACUUGAAAUGACGUUGAUGUUUUCCAAUUGAGACCCAACUAUAAAUCUGGAAAAAUUUCAACUUGUAGUCCCACGGCAUUAGAAUUAGAAGCAACCUAUGGUGGGUUGCUUAAAGCUUUAUCCACCGAGUAUAUAUUACGUUACUUAAUUUUUAUAUAACUAGGUUUUAUUUUAUUUUAAAACAGUCCUCGGGCAAGGAAAUAUCUCAAAGAACAACACAAACACCUCCUGAAACUUGGGCGGUUAGCAAGAAAUGUUUUUGUGUGUGUGUGUGUGCAGAAUAACUACAUAAUCAAAUGUUGUCACUGAAUUUCAUCCAGAGACAGAAGAAAAGAAUUUAUAAGUUUACAUAUGAAUUCGAGAAUGUUAGUUUGUUUUAAACCCGCUUUCUGCUGUGUUUGUUUUAUCCAUUAGCAAACCCUCUUGAGCCAAAAGGCACUGGUAGUGAAUCAGACGAUCCCGUGAUUAUGGACCAGGUCUCCUGGAUCUUGCUCGGCGUUUCAAUAGCCGUGUUUGCUGCUAUGGUAACAGCAUCUGUUUGGUUAUGCAUGAAAAUGAGGAAGCUGAAAAAGAGAUCUAGAGCCAAUGCGAGGACCAGUUCCUCCCAUGACAUCGGGUCUCUUCGACCAAGAUAUGACGUGCUGAAUGAGUACGUGGUGCUACCAGACCUCAAUUAG